Molecule: messenger RNA, 1619 nt
Organism: Cladocopium goreaui
Lineage: Eukaryota; Dinophyceae; Suessiales; Symbiodiniaceae
Source: the annotation of a GenBank genome assembly
GUCAAAUCUGGCCCCCUCGUCCACCUCGCCCGUUUGAAUGGUGGAAUUUCUGGAUGACCUUCAGAACCCUCAAGCUUGCAGCUGCAGACAACGACUUCUCGCAGAACUCCAGGCUGAACGACAGGAACUCCAAGAGGAUGGGCUUCACUUGUUUGAGACCGCGCGCUUGACCCGGUUUUUGCAGGGCAACAAUGGUUCGGCCGAAGAGGCCGCAAACCACUUCCGGCGCAUGCUGGAGUGGUACCGGAAGGCGGACAUGAACAAAAAGCGCCUGGUGCUGGAAGGUCAAGCCUGGAACGUGGAUUGCGUGGAGGGCGGUCGAAAGCUCUUUGAGAUGAUGUGCAUCGAUGCCACGCGCCAAAGUCCUGAUGGAACCAUGCUUUGGAUCCAAAGAGAUGGUUUGGUCCAAAUUGAUGAGAUCAUGGCUGUGACCGACGAGGACUUGGUCCAUCGGAUGAGUCUGAUCUGUGAACUUCGAGAGAUGCACCUGGACAGAUGCAGCGAGGAAUCACAGCGCCUGGUGAAGUUCGUUCAGGUCCGCGAUCUCACGGGGUUAAACAUCUCCGCAGUGGUGCGAAACCGUGCCGUGAUGAAACGUCUUGCAGACGUCUUUAAGAUCAUCAGUACAGCCUAUCCUGAGACCUUGUCCAAAAUGAUUAUUGUGAAUCCACCUGCUGGAUUCAACAUGCUCUGGAUGGCUGUACAGCCAAUGCUGAACCAACGAAUCAAGCAGAAGUUCGUCUUCAUCCCUGACGGGCCCUUCGAAUUUCCUCAGAAACUGGCGGCCAUGACGGGCACCUCUGCGUUACAAGCGCUCGCAGACCUCGGAGAGAGGGAUGCGUCCAUGGAUUGGCCUCCGGGGAGGUCCAGUUUUCAGUACCGCGUGCUUUCCCCAGGGUGCAAAGCACAAUGGUCCUUUGAAGUGCAGCCCCCCGGGUGCUACCUGCAGCUGCAGGUGAUUUUUUUCGAGGAGGUCGAGGAUGGCCGACCCAGUCCUGUGACCCAUGAAGUCUUCCCAAUGCAAGGGGUGACAGGUGCCGUUUCUGGCCAUUGUGGACCGUUGGGCGUUUCUGGACUCCUAUGGUUCACCUGGAGCAAUGACAGUUGGACCUCCACCAUGAAGAUCGCCGAUUUGAAGAUCACGGUGGAUAGCUCUGGGGAGGAUGAGCUGGUGCGCAAUCCUUCGUCGUCCUCUGUGCUGAUGCAGAAGCGACAGCGGGGCGCUGCAAGUGUGGGGGCUGGUUCCCUGCUGAGCCUCAGCUGCUGCCUGCCCUGGUUUUGGGAGACCGAGACUGAGGAGGACUUCGGAGAGUCAUCGCAGGUGCUGCGGCACCACCGGCUGCGGCAUCACUUCGACAGUCCCAGGGUUGUGAGGGAAGAGAAGCCAACACCGGCGGAAGAGCCGCCCGAGGAAUGUGGCUGGGAAGGCGGCCUUGGCUCCCAAGCCUUCGCUCAGCUGAUGAUGCGCCUGGCUGCGCUGGUGCUGGUCAUCGCCACGGCGCAGACGUGUCGGAAGUACGUCAGUCUGGUGCAGGCCAGUUUUUUCGAAAAAACGCCAUGGUGAGAGCUCAAAAACGGGGCAAGCACUGGACCUUGGUGGCCCGGCUCAGUACUCUGGC